GCGUGCGAUUAAUCUACCCUUAUAACGCAGAGCGCGUGCGCGCAGUUGUCUGAAAACGAUUCAAUUCUGGAAUAAUUUGUACAAAUAAUAAUUUGGAAUCAAAUUGUAAUUCACGUUCGUGAAACAGUAUACUCGAAUUUAAUUGACGAGAUAAUUUUAUACAAUACGCAUCAAAUUAUGCUGGAUUGUUUAAGCAAUGUAGCCUACGUGAAACAGGGCCCUGAUAUAUUUACUCAACUAAACCCGAAACUGCCUAGUAGCGUUUGGCGAACACUUCGCUGGUGAGAUCAUGGCAUGUCCCUUCUUGGAAAACCCUGUAGACAUUGGUGCUCGAAUCAUUCGCCAGGCUUUACAGCGCGAAAGAGUAAUUCGACCGCGAAACGAUAUUUUCGCUCAAGAAGCGUGUCUUCACGAACGCUAUCGUUUUUCUAAGCAAUCGAUCGUUUAUAUCAAUAAUCUUCUAAAGCCUUACAUCUCCAGUGUUACUCAUCGUGGCUUUGCGCUCACAUCGCUCGAAACCCUAUGCAUUGCCCUACGCUUUUAUGCCAACGGGAGCUUUUUAUAUAGUAUUGGAGAUGCGGAGCAUAUCAGCAAGGCAACUGUGUGUCGGUGCAUUCGAAGAGUCUCUCUCGCUUUGAAGCGAUUUCUGCACGUUUUCGUUGUGUUUCCUGGACACAAAACCGUAAGAAACAUCAAAGAGGAAUUCUACAAAAUCGCAGGAUUUCCGCGUGUAAUUGGGAGUAUCGAUACCACUCAGAUUCCCAUUAAAGCUCCGUCUGUUAAUGAAGGACACUAUCUCAACAGGAAAUCUUUCCACAGCAUAAAUGUACAGAUCAUUUGCGAUGCCAGCCACCUCAUCAGCAAUGUGGAAGCCAAAUGGCCGGGCUCUGUCGACAAGUCAAGGAUUUUCCAGGAGUCCACCUUGUUUCACAUGUGUGAACGAGUAGGAGAGUUUGACGGCGUCCUCCUUGGGGACAGAGGCUACCCCUGCCUGCGCUUUCUGAUGACGCCCUACCCGGCACAUGAGGCUGGACCACAACAAGCCCGCUUCAACGAGGCCCACCGCAGGACGCGAGCCGGCGUCGGGACGACGAUCGCGAUCCUCAAGGCGCGGUUCCAGUGCCUGCGCGGGCUCAGGGUGUCGCCGGAGCGAGCGUGUGACAUAAUCGUGGCGUGUGCUGUGCUACACAACCUGGCAAUUAUGAGGGGAGAGAGGUUGCCCACGAUAGAGGCACCAGCAGCCGAGGACGAUGAUCCCAUCCACCGCAUUCAAGAUGACCCAGAGGGCAGGGGUAUAAGGGACAGUAUCAGCCAGGGGGAGUGGCAAUACCCACUUGGAGGGACGGUGUCUCAGUGAUUUUUAUUUUUCUUAUCUUUUGGAAGGUCUAUGUAGCUAGCUAAACUAAGGCCAGUUCUGUCUAAACCUGAAAUGGAAUUGAUUAGUCAAUCAUUAAUUUAAUUGUAUCUGGACUACUGCAGUUCACUUUUUACGUGCCUCUGCAAAUCUUCUCUGGAUUGUCUAAAAAAUGGUCCAGAAUGGUGCUGCUAGGCUUCUUGUCGGGUCCUGAAUUCAAAAUGUGCUUUUGAAAAAAUUGCCCCAAAACUCUGGACGAUAAGUACCUCCCUUUAGACGCAAGAUCUGUGGGCACUGUUGACACCUUUAAAAAGCACCUGAAGACGCAUUUGUACGAAGUGGCCUUCAUUUAAUUUUUGCCUGUGUCAUCUGUUUUUAUGUAUGUUUUUUAUUUUCUUGUGAAGCGCUCAGUGAUCUUUGUUCUAGAAUGGUGCCAUAUAAACUUUUACUCCCUUGUAUUAGAAAAUGUUUGAUGGCAUUGCGUCAAUGGUAUCUUUCUAUGUGCUUGCACUCGUAUUUCAUCCCUCCAUUAUGUUUUUCAUGUUUUUUUUCUCCAAUUAAAACACAUAAAAACAGUUAAACAGUGCAUAAUAUGAUCAACUCACAAGUUUGAGAAACUCACAAUCUCAAUUAUCCAACUGUUAUAUCCAGUACCCUGAGAUCUACUGAAUUUGACCUUUCACCUCAUGUUGUAAUAAGGCAAUUUCGCAACACCUCUAUUACAGGCUUCGUAACCGUGUAGUUUUGUUUGCUGCCACCCGUAGUAGCAUAUGUUGAAAGAAUGCAAAAUAAAUGAUAAAUUUACA
Molecule: messenger RNA, 2160 nt
Organism: Anguilla anguilla (European eel)
Lineage: Eukaryota; Metazoa; Chordata; Actinopteri; Anguilliformes; Anguillidae
Product: putative nuclease HARBI1
Exons: 4
Coding region: 290-1357 (355 amino acids)
Source: RefSeq, a predicted model, not a curated record